Molecule: messenger RNA, 1506 nt
Organism: Dichomitus squalens LYAD-421 SS1
Lineage: Eukaryota; Fungi; Basidiomycota; Agaricomycetes; Polyporales; Polyporaceae
Exons: 1
Coding region: 448-1302 (284 amino acids)
Source: RefSeq, a predicted model, not a curated record
CGCGCUCACGAGCCCACGGCCCCCUCCGCAUCGGAAUCUGACACGAGCAUGUAUUCAGCAGAUUCUUACAUGUCUACUGCUUCCCCGUCUUCUCCACAGGGGCACGACCAUGCAGCUCCAUACUCCCCCGGACGCAAUCUAGGGAACCUGGAACUUGAUGAGGAUGCCGAUUCCAGCGACGAAAUCUGUUCCAUCGUAGACGCGGCGCAGAGGGGCCGAAGUGCCGACCGCUCAGGUGGUUAUGCGGAUACCGUCGGCCGACACUUCAUUACCAGCCACGAGGACCUGGGUGCGGGCGAACGAAAUCAGCGCGGCGACCACACUCUGAAUGACCCGAACACGGAUGGGGUCGCGCAGCCGUUGUCUGGUCAACAUAUCGAGGUCCACUCGGGCCCGAGGGUCCACCGAGACGUUCAGCAUUCGUCAAGCUGCCGCUCGCCGCAGCGCAUGAGUCAGCUCUAUCCGGACGUUGGUCUGGCGUCCGAUGCAUCGCGGACUGUCCUGGGUGCGGCCACUCCACCGACUCGGCCUUCUGUACCUGUCCAGGGACGGGACGUUGUCCUUGGACAGUCGAGCUCCUUCCAUGAAUCGGCUGGUCCCGGCGUGCCUUGCCCGCACCUUGCGAAAGACGACGACAACCACGCGGACGCGGACAGGGACGAGGACGAGGACGGGGCAACGACCCCCACGCUCCGUCUGUUCCAGUCCACAGCCGCACCCGCAACUCUCGGAGUCCGUUUGAAAGGUCUUCCCGUCAGCAGUGACAUCCCUUCCUCCGUGCCGCAGCUGCAGCACCGCCCCUCCCGCGCCCUGCCCAAGCCACCGGCUCGCGCCCCGCGCGUGGUCGACGUCCCCGCGACCGUGUCCGCGCUCGACGCCCUCCGUCUGUCUAGACUGGAGCCUUCCUGUGCUGACGCUUCUGCGCCAGGCUCAGUGGCGAACGCUAGAGCGUCAGGUCUUCCCGCUGCUCCAUCUAGUUUGUUCGGGAGAUCCUUCGUCAAUGCGCCGUCUACCGCGACAUCCAGGUCGCCUACUGCAUUACGCACCUCCGUCGCGCCUCGGUCUUCGGUGAGGACGCGGACUCGCCCCGCAUCUGUUGACUUUGCAGUGCCUGGAAAACGGUCGUCGCUCGCUGGUCGUAGCAAUCCCCGUGAACGAUCAGCAACGGUUUCCGCCUCCGACACUAUAGCGAGACAGCAAUCGCCUCCCGUUGUGCAUGACAAAACCAAUCAACGAGAUUGCUCCGUCGUCAAAGGCCGUAUCGCUGCAUUUGAAGAGCGUGUUAGAACCACUCGGGAUUAGGCUGUAGGAUCCAUGUAGUAAUUUUCGCCAAUCAUCCCUGGCUUUAUUACUUGUUCACGGGGACUCCUCUCGGGUACGAACUCGGUACGCAUAGAACCAUCCGUCAGGUCUAGGAACGCUUCAUGGUCUACAAUGCGAUGGAUAGUAUACACCGUAUGAGCUAUGCGUCUUCUUUCGCCAAUAUAAUUACUCGAUAACGACGCC